AAACGUAAACGUCCGAGUCCGACAGCAUUGCGGACAGAGUUCAUCGAGCCUUAUCGGCAAUCUUCGACAGUCGCCAGUGAUAGCAGUGCUUUAAUGCUAUUAUGAUGUCAUAAAUGUUUUUUUUUUAUUUUUUUUUAUUGUAAACCGCAUCAACGUUAAACGUGUGCUUGUAGGGAAUGCCAAACAAUUAUUACUAUUAAGUAAUUAUUAGUUAGUGGCGUUACUCGCGUUAGUGCAUUAUUAGUCUCCUAACCAUCAACAGUUCCCGUAGAAUUUUCAACGUUAUUGUUUGUCUCACCCUCACAUCGUUCGAUUACAUCGUAAAUAUUGUCGUUUUCGUCCUAUUGUCCUAUACCGCUACGUGACACACACUAUAUAGCUCACAGUGCUCACACGUACUGUAUGAACACUACUAUUACACUUGUUGACAAAAGACAGAAGGCUGAAGCCGACUAUAAGUAUAAGUGUUUGAAUAAUUGAAGAAAUGGCUGAUCCUGGAUUUCCAAGUCAACAUACCACAACUACUACAGUCACCAAUACUGAAAUUAUCUCAAACCUGAGAUAUGACAAUGCAUAUCUAUACACACUUGAAGGAAAAUUGAAAAUUGCCCAAAUUGUGUUUGUUUUAUUAAGUCUAAUAGCAGUGUCAUUUUCUACAUACAGUAUGUGGUAUCAAAAUAGUGCCGUCACUUCAAUAUCAAUGUUUGGAUUUUGGUUUUCGUUAUUCAUGUUGGUAUUCUAUAUAUUUCAUGUGGUAGAAUGCUUUUAUAAAAUACCGUGGCUUAAAAUUGAGAUGAUUUUUAAUGUUUGUUGGCCAAUUCUUUACAUUUUGUCGGCAUCCUCUGCAGCUGCUUAUACUGGUUUGCAUUUUAGCUACAUGAUAAGUUUGUUAUUUGGAUUUGCUGCAAUGUUUGCCUAUGGCUAUGACGCUUUAUUGAAAUAUCAAGCAAUACAACGCGGAGAAAUUGCGCAAGGAAACAUAGCAGUUCAUAAACAAACAACCACAUCAACAGCAUCAUACUGAUAUACACAAUAAUGAGAUGGUAUUACUCUGUUUUGUUUACUAAUUUCUAUAUAUAUAUAAUUCAUCACCAUCUAUCAUAUUUAUUUUACUAAUAUUUAAUAUAUAAUAAUACUUUUUAAUCAAACAUCACAAUCAUUUUUGUUAGAAAUCAAUAUAAUAUAAUUUAAUAUUUAUACUAACAUAUAUUUUUGAUGACAUUUUAUGGCUAUUUUUGAAAUUAUUAUUCGUAUGCCAUUACAAAAUAUCAUUUAAUUUUCCAAGAGCUGAUUAUUUGGUUUAUGAUUCACUGUAGAAUAUGUAUUAGUAAAAAAAUAUACAUAACUGUUUUAAAUAAUAUAAUUGAUUAUUUCACUUUAAGAAAUUUAUAAAAUAAAUAUAUUUGAAUAAUUCAGUUUUUAUAAUUACUUAUUUAAGUACUUAAUUAGAGGCUCUUACAGUAAAACUACAUAAAUCAUUUUAUUUAAAAUUUUUAAACAAUGUAGAAUUACAGAAAACUUUA
This is a messenger RNA of Diuraphis noxia (Russian wheat aphid), 1523 nucleotides long. RefSeq lists its product as uncharacterized. NCBI's taxonomy places the organism in Eukaryota, Metazoa, Arthropoda, Insecta, Hemiptera, Aphididae. Gene Ontology annotation, cellular component: membrane. The record is from RefSeq and is a predicted model, not a curated record.